GUAUAUACCAAGGAUAAAUGUGAAGUUACUGGUGCCAUAGACACAAAAAUUAAUACAAAUAGAUGUCGGUAAUAAAUUCUAUAUUAAUUUAGUAUUUAAAGAAUAACAAUUAAUAUUUUUUCAGCCAUUGCGUAUUAUAUGAUUUUAUUUUAUUCAAUGCCCAUAUGUAACUGCAGUUACAUUCAAUUGUACUGUAACCAGGAUAGUAUAUAUCACAUAAAUGUAUAAAAGAGAAUGAAAAUGAUAUCACAAUCCUUUUAUUAUAUCAAUUUAUUGAUUCCGAAACCUCAGGACUAUCGUUUGUUCAGAAACUUGAUUAUAAACUACGUCUAUAUAAUUUAUGACUGGAAAUGGAAUGAUCGGCUUUAAUUUCGCGCCGCGUGACGUCAUAGUUUGUAUCUACUUAAAGGGGAUAGGGCUGUUAAGGAUCUAUCUCCUUUAUGUUUAAAUAAAAUAAUGUCUAAAAAGUUUCAAACAAACGGAAAAGGAUUGGGUGUCAACAACGUGGUAAAAGUGAAGUGUACAGAGCCCGAACUUCAAGAAGAAUCACUUUUAAACGUUACAAUCGGCUCUUUAAACGUCAAGCGGUGGAACAUACUCAAGUCGGUGUAUUCCUGCAAGAGUAACGAGCACUUCAUCAGCAAAUUACUAGAUUUGGCACAGGAACAUUUGGAUAAGAAUGGUCUUAACUCUCCUGAUGAUAUACAAACAAAAACUCCAAGAAAAAAUGGUAAAAUCAACAAAUCAAAGCAGACAUCGCCGAAGAAAAAUAAAAAUGAAGUUGCUUCAAACUUGAAAAAUGUUACAGAAAGUAAAAAUAUAGAAAAUUAUAAGUCAGCUAAUAUAUCUAGUGCUGAAAAAAACACAGAGGACUCAAAUUCGAAUAAUAACAACGCAAAUACUUAUACAGUAUUAUCUGCAAAGACUAAGACAGAAAUCUCGCAAAUUUCUAUUGCUAAAACUGAUGAUGAUCCAACUACUAAGAAGGUUAAACCAGUAUUAAAUGUAGAAAAACCAAUAAAAAAAGAAUGCAAGAAAAAAGUGGAAUCUGAAGUGAAGAAGUCCACAGAUGCAAACUCAACCAACCGCGAAUCACCUGGCAACAAGGGUUGUUUAAGGUGCCAGACCAAUCAUGAAACCAACUGCUGCCCAAUAGACAAUCCUAAAGUUGUCAUCAAUGAUUCAAUUGAUCAAGACAAGUGGAUUGAAAAAUAUAAACAUUCUUUUGAUACAGAAACUGAUAAUAUAAAAACAGAAAAAACAGACACAAAUGAAGAUGUUAAAUACAAUAACAGUUAUGCCAAACUAAGUUUACCCUAUACGUUGUAUUUGGAGGAGACAAAUACUAGCCAUGGUUUGGGUGUAUUUGCAAAAUAUGCCCUACAAGCUUUUAGCCAGUUUGGCCCAUUAAUUGGUAAACACGUUAAAGAAGUCGAUAUACCAGAAGAUUGUAACAUGAAGGAUCUGUGGGUAAUAUAUGUUGAUUCUGGUAAUAGCGAAAAUAAACCAGUUUAUAUAAAUACGGAAGAACUUGAAAUAUCUAAUUGGAUAAGAUUUGUUCGUCCCGCUCCUCAGAGAGAGGAUAAAAACGUAUCUGUGAUUAUAAAAGAAGACAAACUAUACUUAAUUAGUGUAAGAGAAAUCAAGUCAGGAGAGGAAUUGCUGUACUGGCAAGACUUUAACUUAACCAACAAUAAGAAGAAAAUGGAGAAAACUUCUUGUGGUGGCUGUAAUAUGACUUUUAGUCAUCCAUUUUACUAUAGGACACAUUGCUCAGUGUUCCACGACGUUCGAUUUAGCUUAACCAUUAGGAAAUAUCACUGCAAAGUUUGUGGUGAGGCUGUAUUAGGAAAGGAAAAUAUUAUGAAGCAUGCCUCUGAACUACAUAAUGGACAAGGGGCUUAUCAAUGCCAAUUUUGCAAAAAGUUCUUCUUACGUCUCAAUUAUCUAGAAAUGCACAGGACAUAUGGAUGUUCAGCAAACCCCCAUAGAGCAAGACCAUUAUGUGAUUUUUGUGGUAGGAAAUUUUGUCAACCUCAGAAGCUCAAGGUCCACAUAAAACGCAUGCAUAGCGAUUUUUCUGUGGUGUUGAAAGAAUUCCAAUGCAAAAUAUGCAUGAAAAUUUUGGGAUCCAGGGCAGCUCUUCAAAGACAUUUAAAGGAAGUCCAUCAAAAACAAUUGGAUGGCACUUGCACAUGUGUAAGGUGUGGGAAACAUUUUCAAAACAAGUCAAAUUUAAAAAUUCACAUGUUAACACACAGUGGUAUUAAACCAUUUAGGUGUUCUGUUAAAGAAUGUACAGCUGCCUUUACAACUAAGCAGUGCUUGCAAUUUCACUACAAAAAAAUACACAACUAUACAGAAGACAACAUGCCGAAAAUUGAAAGAAGCGUCGAUUAUACCUUCCAAGCCUACAGUGGGUCUCAAGAAGAGGAAAGAGAAAGGAGGAAUAAUGAAGAAGAUGAUUCACGAAAUAGUGAUAUUGACAUGGACGAAGACAGUUUAGAUAUAAAAAGUAUAGAUGAUCCACCUGCCCUGCAAUCACCUUUGGACAUAGACGAACAAUCUCAGCAAGAAAAUCCAUCUCCACCACCAAUGAAUGAUUACAACAACACACCAGCUCUUUCAAAUCUCAAAAUCCUCACAAAAGGUUCCAAAAAGUGGAUAAGUGAUGAACCCAUGCAACUAGCCAAGCCAGACAUUUAUACGGACCACAGAUUAAACAAAGACGACAUAAACACCUCAUCACUUGAAGCUCAAGAACAAAAUAUUUACGACAGGACGAAAAUAUCCAAUUUAACCGAUUACGGAAGAAACACCGAAGCAUCAAACGCGAGCUUACUCGUAGAAGCUGCCUUAGACUCAGUUUGUAGUGAACCGAACAUCGAUAUUGAUGUGGGAACUGCAGCGAGUUGUACUGAUUCGUUAGUGAACAACCUUUACACGUUGGCCCCCCAUGAUAACUUACCGGACGUGUCUUACAACAGCAACAUGUGUAUAAACGAAUCUAGAGACAUUAAUUUAAUUUCCCCUUCUGUUAACGAUCAUAUUUCAGUUACAGACGAAUUAGGGGAUGAACUGAGACAUAACCAAACGAUUGGUAUUGAUUAUUCGAAUUUUCAACAAGAGGAAUUCAGUCCGGUGAACAGUCCGGAGGCGCAUCACCGGUCGAAUUUUGUUCGCAAUUAUAUCAACACAUUGUCCCCGCAUAACUAUACGCAUCAAAAGAACUUGUCACCCGUGCCGAGCCCUCCUCGUUACGACUUCGGGCAUGGAGUGCAGAACGAACACUUGUCUUCAGAUGACAGCAACGGACUAGCUGCUCAAAAUUUAAGCCUUCACAACACCAAGAAUGUAAAUCAAUUAGAUUUGUCGGUUUACAAGUCCCCAUAUAAGUUGGACACGCAGGAUUACAUGAGGAAAGAUUUCAGACUGAAGUUUGACAGUGAAAUCAGUAGAAAGAUCCAUCAGCAAUCAGAUGGAGGUUCAAAACUGUAUAAUGAUGGGGAAAAUCCCCUAGACCAGGAACAGAUUGAUAAUCUUAACCAACAUGUAAUAUCAGCAAUGAACGUUGAAGAUAAAUCAACCGAUAAUCACGAUCGGGCUAAAUAUCCAGAUGAUUUAUCAACAGAUAUUAGAAAUAAAUUUGAACUCGACUUAGAUAUGCGGUUGAAGUCGUAUGAAAAUGUGGAAAGUGAUAUACUAAGGAGGGGGGGUUCCUACGAGCCAACAACUGCCGAAAUUGAUUUCAGGAACAAAAAUUACGAUUUAGUCGACAGUAUCGAUUCCAGAAAUAAAUCUUAUGAAAAUAUAGAAAAUGAAUUCAGGACAGAAAGGAAUUUUGAACCAUUAGUGUUGAAUUCCACUGAGCUGCAAGGGUUGGAUAUGUCAGCAAGGAGUUUCCACAAUUAUACCAACAUCAACCGUUAUCAUCAUUUAUAUCCAGAUGUGGAUAGAGUGGAUUUAAGAUUAAAUUACAGUCCUCCACCUCCGACUUAUACACACGCAGAUAUUCUACGAGUGGUUUCUUUGGAUUUGACGCCUCCAGGACGCCAUAGUGUGGACUUAAGCUUAAGAAAUCAUCCUUUACAUACAAUAGCUAACAGGGGGUUGUUAGGAGACCAUGGCAUUCAACCAAACCCACAUCGCCUGUUGGAUCAAAGUAGACUACUAACAUCCGAUUUGUCAUCCAGUCGUUUGUUAGCAGAUUCUGGCCCUAGAAUACUCUCAGAUCACACAACCAAUAGAAUUUUAUCAACGAAUGACCAAUUAACAACAAAUCAUCUAAUAACGUCGGACACAAGUCGAUUGUUGUCGGAAGAUACCCGUAUUUUAUCGGAACCCCCGAGAUUACUGGAACAGUCCAGACUACUCGGUGACAGUAGAAUCCUUCAGCCCUCCACGCCAAACGGCACAGUGUCACCAGUACCAGGCUUUUCCGGGUACUCAGUCGCGCAGGGUCCAUAUCAUCCAACACCAAUUGCUCCGCGACCCCAUGUUAAUUCUCCCACACCGUCACCAUAUCAUCCAUACUCUUCUUAUUAUUAAGUUUAACUAUUAAAUUUUUAUAUAAAUUGUGACAUCAAAAUUAGAAACGUGUAAUUACUUUUACUAGCUUUUUUGUCUUAGUGACAAUUCUGAAUUGUUUUUUAACAAAUUUAUUUAAAUUAUGUAUAUUUUUAAUUGAUAUUAUUUAAAAUGCAUAGUGUUAUAAAUUAUUAUAUUCAAAAAGGUAGUGUCAACAAUAACUAUAUUUAUUGUAAAUAUAUUUUAUUUAUGUUAAUUAUUGUGCCGUAUUUGUGUAUGUAGAAUUAUUUUAAGUGUAUAAGUCAUUCUAGUCAAUUUUAUAUAAAUUAAUUUAUGUGCCAUGUGUUGUGUUUUACUUUA
Messenger RNA from Aethina tumida (small hive beetle), 4887 nucleotides. RefSeq lists its product as uncharacterized. Lineage: Eukaryota; Metazoa; Arthropoda; Insecta; Coleoptera; Nitidulidae. The transcript has 7 exons. Gene Ontology annotation, cellular component: nucleus. The record is from RefSeq and is a predicted model, not a curated record. The coding region runs from base 457 to 4548 and encodes 1363 amino acids. Gene Ontology annotation, molecular function: protein binding.